Molecule: messenger RNA, 1613 nt
Organism: Frankliniella occidentalis (western flower thrips)
Lineage: Eukaryota; Metazoa; Arthropoda; Insecta; Thysanoptera; Thripidae
Product: ubiquitin carboxyl-terminal hydrolase MINDY-3 homolog
Exons: 9
Coding region: 91-1485 (464 amino acids)
Biological process (GO): protein K48-linked deubiquitination
Molecular function (GO): cysteine-type deubiquitinase activity; K48-linked deubiquitinase activity; calcium ion binding
Source: RefSeq, a predicted model, not a curated record
AUUGGAGGCUGCUACAAGGCGCUUAUAAAAUGGCGUUGUAAACAAAUAUGACAGGAGUGGUGUUUGUUGAGGUCCAAUAAUUUAAUCCUCAUGAAAAUGGACAAGAAAACCCCGUCUGUAGUUUGUAAGGAAGUUCAGGACAUAAGUAAUAUUUUAUGGGGACCAUCAGUAAAGAUAGAUGUCUUUCGGAGGUGGGCCCAAGGAUUCCAUUUCAGCAACGAGGAACCUACCGCACUUCUGCAGUGUGAAGGAGGUCCCUGUGCUGUACUUGCACCUGUUCAGGCGUUUAUCAUCAAGACUCUAUUGGAAACAGCUUCCCUUGAAGAAUGGAGACAAGCAGGGUCUGAAAAAUGCAAUGAGCUGCUGGUUAAAGCUGUCUGUGACAUAUUAAGUCAAGUAAAAGAAGAAGCUGAUACCAAAUUCCAACUGUUUGAAUUGUGUAGUGUAGAAGAUAGUGAUGAUCCUGAGAAAAGCUGUGAAAAUCCUGCUCCAAAUUCAAGUUUGACCAAUGGCAGUAUGAAUGACGAUAGCAAAGAUGACCUUCGAUUGAUUGAGUCAUCUAUAAGUUUGAGGCAAAAUCUUUCACCCGAUGAAUUUCAUUCCCAAUUGAGAGUCUUGACAGUAGAUAACAUUGCUGCUGUAGAGGCCUUUUAUAAUGACAGAAUAUCUAUGUUACAAAAUACUUAUGGUGUUUUACUUUUACUGUACUCAGUAAUUUUUUCAAAGGGAAUAGAUCAAAUCUCUGAAGAAAUGUCUGAUCCUAGUGAGUCACUUAUUGACAUUAUUCACGGGUAUGGAAACCAGUCUCUCAUCAAUUUGAUGCUAACAGGCCGAGCAGUUGGUCAUGUUUGGGACCAUGAACAGGAUGUUGGAGGUCUUAAGUUGCGUGGUUUAAUCAAGCAGAAUGAAGUAGGAUUUCUGGCAUUGUUUGAGCAUUUGCGGUAUUGUGAAGUCGGAUCCUUUUUCAAAAACCCUAAACAUCCAGUCUGGGUGGUGGGCAGUGAAACUCAUCUUACAGUUUUGUUUUCUUGGGAAAAAAGUUUAGUUAGUCCUGAAACAGCUGGUGAAGUCGCCAGACGGGUUUUCAAGCGGUUCGAUCCUGAUGGAAACAACUUCAUUCAAUCAUCAUCUCUGCAGGAUGUUUUACAUGAAUUAAAUCUAGUUUCUGAAACUGAAUAUGUUGAGAUUAUGCGUCGCAAACUUGAUCCCGAGGGAUUAGGGAUCAUUCUGUUGUUAGCUUUUAUGGAUGAAUUUUAUUCUGAUGAAAAGCGAACUACCCCAGAUGUGUUUACCCUUUUCCAUUACAAUGGAUUACCUCACUCAUGUCCUGAUGGUCGAGUGGUGUACCAAGAAGGCUCUGCUGUUCUUCUUGAAUCUGAUGUACAAUGUGUUUUUGAAAGUAAUCCUAUUCAGACAGUUCUCCAGACAAAAUGGCGGAACAUUGAAGUUAACUGGAAAAGUGGUGGUUCUCCAUCACUCAAUUAGUAUUUACUGUUGCAUACUUGAGUUCCACACUCUGCCAAAGCCAAUGUAGAAACUGUGAUGGGGAACUUUUGAAGUGUGUUUGGAGAUAUAUGUGAAUGUGCGUCUGAGAAAUAUAGUAUCCAAAGUCA